Molecule: messenger RNA, 1455 nt
Organism: Abrus precatorius (Indian licorice)
Lineage: Eukaryota; Viridiplantae; Streptophyta; Magnoliopsida; Fabales; Fabaceae
Exons: 8
Coding region: 374-1156 (260 amino acids)
Source: RefSeq, a predicted model, not a curated record
AUCUUAUUUCAUAAUUUUCUUUCCUUUUUUUUAAAAAGAACGUUCGUAUUGUUGAAAAAAUCAAUAACGUUUGACCUCAAAAACCCUUGAUUGUGAAGAAUCAUUAAAUGGCCAUUACCUGUUACAGAGAACCUUUCUUUGGUUUUACGGGUCUACUAACAGCCAAGCUAUGAGUCGAUAGACCAAUUGGGAAGUUCAAGGUUCUACGCGCAAACCCCAAACCAAAACCACGCGCAUUCUCCCUCUUCAAUUCUCACUCUCCUUCUUUCGAAUCCUCUCUACUCUUUAUAUCUAUAUCGUUUUCACAUUUCUGAACCGACCCGAUCCAGAGUUUCCGUUACAGUACUGAAGAAAGAAGAAGAAGAAAGUGGCCAUGGCGUCUCAGGAGCACAUCGAAAAGAUGCAAGCGCGGCAAAAUUAUCGGAAUCUAUGGCACACCGAUCUCAUGAGAACAAUUCAGGCUGAUACUCCUUAUUGUUGCUUUGCGUUGUGGUGUGCACCAUGCGUGUCAUACCUGCUUCGCAAACGAGCUCUUUAUGAUGAUAUGUCAAGAUACACGUGUUGUGCUGGUUACAUGCCCUGCAGUGGUAGGUGUGGUGAAAGUAAAUGUCCUGAAUUUUGCCUUUGCACUGAGGUUUUCCUCUGCUUUGGAAAUUCGGUGGCCUCAACUCGCUUUCUAUUGCAAGACGAAUUUAACAUUCAAACUACGCAAUGUGAUAAUUGCAUUAUUGGUUUCAUGUUUUGCCUUCAACAAAUUGCAUGCAUAUUCUCAAUUGUUGCCUUAAUUGUGGGAAGCGACGAAAUUCAAGAGGCUUCUCAGUUGCUAUCAUGCUUGGCUGACUUCGUGUACUGCACGGUGUGCGCAUGCAUGCAGACGCAGCACAAGAUUGAGAUGGACAAGCGUGAUGGGAAGUUUGGACCCCAGCCGGUAAUGGCAGUGCCACCUGUUCAGCAGAUGUCACGCAUCGAUCAGCCAGUUCCUCCUUCUGUUGGGUAUGCGCCACAACCAGCCGGGUAUGCACCACAACCAGCAUAUGGACAGCCCUAUGGUGGUUACCCACCUGCUCCACCACCUUCUCAAGGAUAUCCUGCUCCUGGAUAUCCCCCUGCUGGCUAUCCUCCACCAGGAUAUCCCCCUUCUGGUUACGCUAGGUGAUUAUUAACUUAGCAUGCCUUCUCAGUAAUCGGUGUUUUCUUCAAGUUCGCACAAUUGGAGCUUUGUCAAGCUAUGUCAUGCGUGUGUGGUGAAAUGCAGUAGUUCCAUCAACUAAUUAUUUUGCAUUUGCCCCAUAAGUUUUGAUUUCUGACUUGAGAUUAUAAUGCCUAUCGUGUUGUCCAUUCUGAUACUUCGACUUCUGUAUAUCGAUCUCAUCGGUGUUUAUACAUAGUUCUCUCUUGUUUCGUUCGUUAUGUGCAAUUCCUGGUGUAAUGUACUGUUGCAAAUAUUGAUAAAAC